Messenger RNA from Serendipita indica DSM 11827, 7869 nucleotides. Lineage: Eukaryota; Fungi; Basidiomycota; Agaricomycetes; Sebacinales; Serendipitaceae. The record is from the annotation of a GenBank genome assembly.
AUGUCAUCCCGACGGGCGAUUGAGUCCGCAGAUGGAAGUAUGGGUCACCAAGGAUCAUUGGUUUCCACGCAGGCACCAUCACGCAAGAGGGCUCGAGCACACAACAUGGCCACUAUCGGCCUUGACAUCAUUGCGAAUGUAUCAGAGGCUACAGAUAUACUCGCUCCUCUCAAAGCAGCCUGUCGAGCAAUCAAAUCUAUCCUAGAGGUCAUGCAGGCUGUCGACGAUAACAAAGGAGAAUUUACAGAUCUUGCACAGCGGUUGGAAGAGUACAUGUUGGCCAUCGAGGAUCAAAUUGACUCGUUCGAGGAAUAUCCCCCAGAAGAUAGAGUCGUCGACGAGGCGUUUCGACGACCACUCAUUCGUUACGUAGAGACACUCGAGGAGUUUCACGGGACGAUCAUAAACUAUGCACAUAAGCGACGCAGCAGCGGUCUUAGCGCGUUCACCGCGAUCAGUAAAGUAAAACUCGACGCAGAAGUUCUCCGAAAAUUUCACCGGGAUAUAGAGGACCGGCAUAGACACUUCACGGGCGCACUGAGCCUCUUUAACGCAUCGCGAGUGCAAGCAAUCGAAAGAAGUGUUGCAAUACUCCAGCUGCCAACAGUUGCCGUUGUGGCCUCGUCAGUUCACACUACUUGUUUGCAAGGGACACGUCAAGCCGUCCUUCAAGCAAUUUCGAAUUGGGCCCAGGAUAACAUGUCAGAUAAACCCAUAUUUUGGCUAUGCGAUAUUGCGGGUGCUGGAAAAUCCACUGUCGCAAUGUCGGCAACGGCGUUGUGGAAGACAGAGGGAGUGCUAGGUGGUCAAUUCUUCUUCUCGAUUUCCAAUAGCGAAGCAUCGACAACGGAGAAGUUUUGCUCUACCAUGGCCAGGGAGCUUGCUCAUCAUCUGCCCGAACUGGCGCGGCACGUCGCACACUCUAUAAGCCAAAACCCAGCCAUCAUGCGAAGCUCAUUUGGCGAACAGUUCCGUACCCUCAUCACCGGUCCACUCCGCCAUCGACAAAAGCGGGUCAUCCUUGUUAUCGACGCCAUCGACGAGUGCAAGUCUGGAGCAAAGCGAAAAGAACUUCUAGAGACACUUGUCACGGCUACUCGGGAGAGCACAAACCUCAGGAUUUUCAUCACGAGCCGACCAGACCCAGUGAUUGAAGCGGUUCUGCAGCCACUGUCGAUCAAAUCCAAGUUGGAAGACCGCCUGCACGAUGUCAACCAUGAGGACAAUUUCGAUGACAUCGCGGUUUACAUCAACCGGUCGCUGGAUGGAGUGCUGUCAGAGAGCAAAAGACAGCGACUGGUCGAACAAGCAAACGGUCUAUUCAUUUGGGCGAGCACCGCAUGCCAAAUGCUCACUAGCCCAACCAGCUUGAGUGCGCCCGAAGAUAUAUAUAAUCGUCUGACCUCCAUGGGGGAAAAUCGAGUCAUAGACGACAUAUAUAAUCUCAUUUUCGAGCGCACGGAUCCCGCAUACUACAGAGUCAUGUGUGAAAUGCUUUCAUUGCUGCUUGCAGCCUUCGAACCAUUUACCGUAGACGAUCUAGAUGACCUCUUGAAGCAUGCCAAAGUACCCGGAAGCGCCAAGGCCUUGGUACAGGGUCUAGGAAGCGUGCUCACUAGAGAUCCAACCACAAAUACCAUCAACUUUCGCCAUUAUACGUUGGUCGAGUAUCUCGAACGUUGUUGCACACCCUCCAUCGGCGAUUCUAAUAAAAUCCAUCUCGAUAUGGCGAGUGCGCAUGGUAGAAUUGCGUCGUGGUGUUUCAAGCAUCUCAAAUCGCGGACUGAGGGUCUCAAAUUCAAUAUAUGUCGAAUCGAGUCAUCUUUCGACCCGAAUUGGCAGAUACCUGAUAUUCAGGACAGGAUAUCGAAGUUCGUUUCCAGAAGACUUCAAUAUGCUAGCGUCCAUUGGUUAUUCCAUAUGGCAGGAACGGAUGACAACUGGCGACGGACGCUCAAAAACGAUCUUCGAUAUGUCAUUCAAGCUCCAUACGUAUUCUACUGGAUGGAAAUCCUAAGUCUUACGGAAGAAGUACCACGAGCGAUUACUGGCCUACGAGCCGCCAUGCGACACACGGCCCUCGAGAUCGCUCCACACAUCUAUAUUUCCGCGCUUCCAUUCUCCCCUAUCGAUUCUGUCCUAUUUCGUGAGGGCCUAGACAUCUAUGUGAACACCCUCAGGGUGGAUCAAGGGCUUGAAGCGAUGUAUCCCGGGUUCCCUGCGGCUCUUCGUGGUCACGAUGAAGCAGUCCAUGCUGCCGUGUUCUCUCCGGACAGUUCACAGAUUGUGUCCUGCUCAGCUGACCAAUCGAUUCAACUAUGGGAUGCGGACACUGGGCAGCCACUUGGGGAACCAAUCUGCGAGCACGAAGAUGCGGUUGUUGCUGUUGCAUUCUCGCCAGAGGGGUCAAGAAUCGUAUCUGGCUCGGAAGACUGGACAAUCCGACUGUGGGAUACGGGCUCUAGACAACCGCUAGGAGAGCCACUUCGAGGUCACGAAGACCGGGUUAGCUCUGUCGCAUUCUCGCCCGACGGCUCACAAAUUGUGUCUGGCUCGUACGACAAAACGAUCCGAGUGUGGGAUGCGGAGACCGGGCAGUCGCUAGGAGAGCCAUUUCGUGGUCACGAAGAUAGAGUCAGCUCGGUCGCAUUCUCACCAGACGGCUCACGAGUUGUGUCUGGUUCGUACGACAUGAAUAUUCGAAUGUGGGACGUAGAAACUGGCCAACCAUUGGGGGAACCACUUCGUGGUCAUGAAAUGAUAGUCAGAUCUGUUGCGUUCUCGCCAGAUGGUUCACAAAUCAUCUCUGGCUCGGACGAUCGCACAAUUCGAUUGUGGGACGCAGACAGCGGACAGCCAUUAGGACAACCACUUCGAGGUCAUAAAGGUUUCGUGGAAGCUGUCGCAUUCUCUCCAGGGGGGUCGCGAGUUGCCUCUGGCUCUGAUGACUGUACCGUUCGACUGUGGGAUGUAGAGGCUUGCCAGCAGUUGGGAGAGCCGUUCCACGAACAUGAAGCCCCAGUCAGUACCGUCGCGUUCUCUCCAGGUGGAUCGCGAGUUGUUUAUGGCUCCUGGGACUCGGAGAUUCGAGUUUUGGAUGCGGAGACUGGCCGACUGUUAGGAGAUUCAGGUCACGAAUACUUGAGUGGCCCUAUCGCAUUCUCUCCAGAUGGCUCGCAAAUUGUUCACUCCGUCGUGUUCUCACCGGAUGGCUCAAAAAUUGUCUCUGGAUCGUCAGACAAGACGAUUCGACUGUGGAGUGUAGAAUGUGGACAAGCGUUGGGAGAACCAUUGCGAGGCCAUAAAGAUAUAGUUAGCUCUGUUGCUUUCUCAUCCGACGGUUCAUAUAUCAUCUCUGGCUCUCACGACAAAACAAUUCGUAUAUGGGACGUAGAGUCCGGGGAGUCGCUAGGAGAGUCACUAUGCGGCCACGAAAAGGAGAUCAAUUCCGUCGCCUGCUCGCCUCUCGGCUUGUGGAUUGUCUCUGGUUCGCGCGACAAUACGAUUCGAGUGUGGGAUGCGGAAACCAGGCAGCCAUUGGGAGAGCCACUUCGGGGUCACGAAGACUCGGUUUGGGCCGUCGCAUUCUCACCCGACAGCUCAAGAAUUGUCUCUGGCUCUCAAGACAAAACGAUCCGACUCUGGAAUCCAGCCAUAGGGCAAAUGUUGGGAGAGCCACUUCGAGGCCACGAAGCCUCGGUCAACGCUGUCGCAUUCUCGCCGGACGGCUCACAGAUUGUCUCCAGCUCGGAUGACAGUACGAUUCGAUUAUGGAAUGUACACACUGGGCAGUCUCGGGGAGUGGUACUUGAACAUGGCGGAUAUUUUGGUGUGCCUGUCGCAUUUUCGCCAGAUGGAUCACGAAUCGUUUGUUCCUUUGAGGGAACAAUUCAGCUAUGGACUGCGGAGAUCGAUGCAGAUGCGACUCGCUUUGUGCGAUAUGAAGGAGAGCCUUCAGAUCCAGAUUCUACUGAAGAUCCAGGUAUCAUGGAAGUUGCAGGUGUUACGGAGGUUCCAGAGGUUACAGAGGAUCCAGGGUAUACGGUCAUUAUUCCAGGAUUCGACGAUUGCUCACUUUAUCCGGAUGGCUGGGUGCGGGCGUGGUGGAUGUCUUUCGACCCUCCAUCGUCUUCGUCGUCGUCCAGCAAUCCGUUUUCCCGUCUUUUCCACCACAAACCCAAGCCCGCAAGUUCGCUCAAGUACAUUUCGACGAGUAAACAGCACCAACUCUCUGAUAAUCCAUUUCACCGACCUCCCAGCGCUGCCAGCGGCUACGCGUCGAGCUACGCAUCCGAGGCGACAUUCCGCACGGGCAACAGCGCAUCUACGACUGCAGCUUAUCCAUCUAGUUCCUCGUCUUCAGCAGCGUCCAUCGUUCACCACCCGCCAUCGCCGCUCAUGAACUCGCACGACAUUGAUGGAGACGAGGGCGAAUGCCCCGUCUGUCUGGAGCCCCUUUCUUUUUCGUUUAGAUUACCUGGAGAAAAGCCGCACAUCGUCCCAGAAUGCGGCCACGCUCUUCACGAGGCGUGUUUCUCAGCCGUCUAUGGUCCUCUUCCAACUCGUAAUCCUGCUGGCGGUGUCCUUCCGCGCAAGUCCAGCUUGGGUGUCUGCGGUGUCUGUAGACGGCCGAUGAAAGUGUCUGAUGGAGACACUGGAAAGUCAAACAAACUCGCUGCACUUACCGGCAUCGGCGACCAAGCCGCUCCUCCAUCUUUUGCCCGUGGUGCUCAGCCUGGCACAAUGCGCUCCCAAGCAAGUUCACACCCCUCUCAGCGAGGUCGAGAUACGCCCUCGGCUGUGUUUGACCCGACCGAGGACGACCCUGUGGAGAAGGACCAUCAUCACCACCACCAAGCCGCCGGUCAUGUUCAAGUCGUCGCUCCGAGCAUCACCGUUCGUUCCGAAUUUGCGACCAUCAAUAGGAGCAACCAGCCCGUCCAGCCGCUCACAUGCAUCGUCGUCGUCGAAUUGCCGUCCAAACGUGCCGCGGGGGCUCCAAUCGAUCAGGCGGAUACAUUUAGAAGUAUUGUGCCCCCUAGUGCAGGGAUGAAUCCCGACGAAGGCGUUUACGGAGGAUAUCAUCAGGGCUAUCAGCCUUCCCACAUCAGUCGAAAACCCUCUGUCGAAUCUGGCACGUAUGCUAGCUACCGGGAUCGCGAUAGCGAUAAUACCGUUCGCAGAGAUGGUGCGACCUCGAGUCAGGAGGGUGGCUAUGGUGGAUAUCCACAAUCCUCGAGCAACGCAAACACAAACUCGUAUUCGACCAAUAACACUGCCUCAUACAAUUCCGGUAGUUCUUCCAGCGGAGCCGACUCGCCCUUUCACAGCAUCACCGAAGACCUCAGGCAGCGAGUUGCAGACUGGAAAGGUCAUCCCAUGUCUGGUCUCGGCCCGCUUCAAAUGUUUGAUAUCCUAUCCGUUCGUCGAGACGUGCUCGUUCGCGAGUUUUACGUCUAUCUUUUCAAAGAGGCCAUCAUUUGCGUGCUCGAGGAGAAGAAAAAGUCGCUCGGUCGGCUAUUGUCGCCCGUUGGAAGCGAAAGCAACUCGAUCAAUAGCUCUACGUUCUCCGGGAACAAGGGUGUGCUUAGGCUAAAGGGCCGAAUUUACAUCCGUCACAUCAAGCAAGUGCACGACACUUCGUCUGCUGGCGAGCUCAGCCUCACCAUUGAUAUGGAGGACGAACGAUUGGAGAGUUUUAUUCUCAUCUUCCGCGACCGAGCGACGCUCGAGAGUUGGCGCUCCAACAUUAGCAACCUGGUUGCUACCUUUCAGCAAGGUGGAGGUAGUGCAGGUGGGAGCACCGCAUCGAGUGGAAGAGGGACGGGUGAAAAUAUGUCAUCGAAUGGAAGCACGGUGGGACCGUCUGGUGGGAGUCGGUCGGGGCACGAGCUGGACGAGUUUGGGGGGACAGCACCGCUCGCGCUCAAUAAUGGGCCAGGUGCCCUCCCCAAGGGCGUUUCUGCCAAGGCUGCGCGUAUGCUCAGUGGGAGCACCACUGGUUCCGACUCUAGUCAGCCGGAUUCGCUCGGCAUGAACGGCAGGAGUGUCGCCAGUUCGAAUACGAGUGGCGUCGGUGGGUAUGGAUUCGGAUCGAACUUGUCCAAGAUUCCGAGCGAAGAACAUCUUGGUUACCCUGGUUCGCCGGCUGCGAUGGGUAUGGAGUCGCGGACGAUUACACCACACGUCGCUGCUUCGGCGUCCAACUCGCUCCAACCUCUUCCUCACCCACCUCUUGAUCUCAUCCUCGUCAUCUCCGUCCCGCCAUCCUCUUCCUCUGCCCAAGCCUAUUCAACACACCUUUCACCCGCCACGGCCCAACUCAAGGUCCGGGUGAUCAAAAACACGCUCGAUUUUGUACUCGCGCAGCUCGGGCAGCGAGAUCGCCUCUCGCUGGUCACCUUUGAAGUCGGCACUGGUGGUCGGGUGCGCAAGUCGCCCUUCUUGUGCCCUGGCAAGCUCGGGAGUAAAAAACGGUUGCAGCGGUUCAUUGACGGGAUUGUGGGGCCCGAGGAUCCGCCCCGGGGACACGACUAUGAUGACGAGUUUCUGGUGCGGCAUGCGAAUGAAGAAAAGACGGAUGUCGUAACGGCUGUCAACCAUGGCUUGGACGUUGUGUUGCAGCGCAAGGGGAAGAAUAGUGUCAGUGGGAUGGUGCUUGUCUCCGACGCGGCGGAUUCGACUCGGCGGGCCCAGAUGGAUCUCGUCCUCGCGAGAGCAGAAGCGGCAAAUGUUCCAAUCCAUUCGUUUGGAUACGGUCGUUCGCACGAUCCGGCUUCGCUAUGGCUCAUUUCCAAUCAUACGAGCGGCACAUACACGUUUGUGCGGGACUGGUAUGAUCUUCGAGACUGUCUCGCUGGAUGUCUCGGAGGGAUGAUGUCCAUUGCACUUCUGAGCAUGAAACUGCAUAUGAAGAUUGUAGACGCCAAUCGCUUCCGUAUUCGCAAAGUCUCUGGAGGACCUAAUGCGAUUGUGGCCCAGGAUGGUAAAGACGUACACAUUGAAGUGGGCGAGCUGCGAUACGGAGAGCGCAAGGAGAUGCUUGUCGAGCUGGAACUCGACAACAAUAUGGAUAUUAUGCGGAUGAAUGCUCUCAUGGCGGGUGCGGGAUCUGGAGGAAUACCGUCGAACAAUGAGCCGUUGCAGAGCAGGAAUGGAGGGAUGAUGAACGCGACGGACGCGUUUGUCGCGCGGAUGGGCCUGGAUAUUUCUGGCGAUAGCCCUAAUCUGAUGGACGGUAUGAUGGACCGAAUGAUCGACGAGGUACCCGUGUUCGAAGUCGACGGAUCCUUCUUCGAUCCCGUGGCGGCGAAGCAGGUCACCCGCCUCGCACACCCUGUUCUCCUCACCGUCACAUUGAUGCCGGUACAGCAACGACCGUCACAGUCGCCCUCGCAGCAGCCCGUUUCGGACGCGCUCAUUGUCCGUCGACGAAUGGAGUUGUUGACGAGCGACAUGGUCACGCGUGCGCUCGUGCUCGUCUCGCGCAAGAAUUAUCCUCAAGCACAGAGGCUUUUGGCGGAGACGAGACGGAUUUUGCAUACCCUCCUCCAAAGCGUCUCGCAGCAGCUCCCACCUCCGACGGCUGGUGGUGUACCGCAGGCGCGGAAUCGCAAAGAAAUGUUGACGUUUUCGGCCGUGCGUGCGCUCCAGGCCAUGCUGCAAGAUUUGCAGGCACUGAUUGAUGCAUUGGACGAGAAUGUGGACAUGUUUGCGCACGACCAACGCAACUUUGGUGCGCAACAGGCGAUGAUUCUCCGGGACCAAAAGAGUUGGAGCAAGCGGAGUGCGGUUGAGCGGCUGUUCUGGACGGUGGAUAACAGCAUUGAGCUCGUUGGACGGAGCGUGGAUUGGGUUGGUCGGGACUAG